CAAAACGUAAUUUUCAAUUCAAAAUAUUUAUAGGUUAUUUUUUUCAUCUUAUUUUGAGUUAAAAGUAUUUAUUAGACUCAAAAUAAUGAACUUAAGUACAAGAAUUAUAGGAAGGGUGGUUAUUCCUUCAUUUAUUAAUUCAACAAGAACAGUACCGCUUAAUUUUUUGCGAAUCAAUACAGUUCCUCUGGUGAAUAAAUUUAACUUUACACCUUCACGGAAUUAUGCUAAAAGUAAAGAUAAAGGAAAAGAUAAGAAAGGUAAGGGUGGUAAGGUGGAAAUCAAUCCUCAAAUGAUGUCAGAGUUGAUACCUGUAGAUAAACUCAAAGAGAGAUCUAUCAGUGUGAUUGAUAAGAUGAAGGAAGACUUUGCCAAGAAUCUGUCUUUACGGUCCACUACGGGCUCCAUUGAAUCUCUCCCUGUGAAAUUUGAGGGCAAAGAUUACGAGUUGCAGGAACUAGCUCAAAUAGUACGUAAGAAUCCUAAAACUAUAGUCAUAAAUUUUGCAUCAUUUCCACAAGCAAUACCAGAUGCGUUGAAGUCGAUACAAUCUUCUGGACUUAAUUUAAAUCCUCAGCAAGAUGGCACAACGGUGUAUGUGCCGGUGCCAAAGGUUACAAAGGAACAUAGAGAGACAUUAGCGAAGAAUGCUAAAGCACUGUACAUAAAAUGUAGGGAUUCUCUAAAGGACAUACAAAAUGAAUACUUGAAAAAAUUGAAAAAACAAACUGGGGUAUCUGAGGAUUUGGUUUUUAAUGUCACCAAACAACUCGCAGCCAUGUGUGAAGAUUUCCAGACUUCGGCCAAAUCUAUAUAUGAACAGAAACACAAUGAAUUAAUUGGUAAAGAUAAGUAACUAUAGUAACAAUAAUGAAUAAGAAGUAAAUAUUUAUAAAUUGCAUUUAAUUAUAAAUGAGUCAUUGCUGUUUGUAAAUUAUAGAUGUAAGGUUUAUUCAUUGUUAUAAAAUAAAUAGUUU
Amyelois transitella is the source of this 977-nucleotide messenger RNA. It is a transcript of the gene mRRF1, whose product is annotated as ribosome-recycling factor, mitochondrial. Gene Ontology annotation, cellular component: mitochondrion. Lineage: Eukaryota; Metazoa; Arthropoda; Insecta; Lepidoptera; Pyralidae. Gene Ontology annotation, molecular function: ribosomal large subunit binding. The record is from RefSeq and is a predicted model, not a curated record. The coding region runs from base 86 to 856 and encodes 256 amino acids. The transcript has a single exon. Gene Ontology annotation, biological process: translation.